Messenger RNA from Odocoileus virginianus texanus, 3128 nucleotides. RefSeq names its product homeostatic iron regulator (gene HFE). Lineage: Eukaryota; Metazoa; Chordata; Mammalia; Artiodactyla; Cervidae. Gene Ontology annotation, biological process: antigen processing and presentation of endogenous peptide antigen via MHC class I via ER pathway, TAP-independent; positive regulation of T cell mediated cytotoxicity; antigen processing and presentation of endogenous peptide antigen via MHC class Ib. Gene Ontology annotation, molecular function: peptide antigen binding; transferrin receptor binding. Gene Ontology annotation, cellular component: external side of plasma membrane. The record is from RefSeq and is a predicted model, not a curated record.
UUCAGCAGCAGCCCGGAAAAGGAUCCCACUGGCCAGGAAGUUUCAUCUGGGAUCCCCGGAGCCUCGGCAAUGGCUCCAGGGUGACUUCUUGGAUCAUCCCCGUUUCCCCGCCCUACCCAAGCGGCUGAAAAGCGCCGGGACGCGCGGUCCGAGCCGGGAAAAUGGGCCCGCGAGCCCGGCCAGCGCUUCUGCUCUUGAUCCUCCUGCGGACGGCGGCCACGCAGGGGCGACCGCCGCGGUCACACUCCCUGCGCUUCCUCUUCAUGGGCGCCUCCAAGCCAGACCUUGGGCUACCCCUGUUUGAGGCUUUGGGCUAUGUGGACGACCAGCUGUUCGUGUCCUAUGAUCAUGAGAGUCGCCGUGCAGAGCGGCGCGUCCCGUGGCUCUGGGGCAGGGCCAGCAGCCAGCUGUGGCUGCAGCUGAGUCAGAACCUGAAAGGCUGGGACCACAUGUUCAUCGUGGACUUCUGGACCAUCAUGGACAACCACAACCAGAGCAAGGUAACGAAGCUGGGGGCCUUGCCAGAGUCCCACACCCUGCAGGUGAUCCUGGGCUGCGAGCUGCAAGAGGACAACAGCACCAGAGGGUUCUGGAAGUACGGGUAUGAUGGGCAGGACUAUCUUGAAUUCCGGCCUGAGACACUGGAUUGGAGAGCAGCAGAGCCCAGGGCCCAGAUCACCAAGCUGGAGUGGGAAGUGAACAAGAUUCGGGCCAAGCAGAACAGGGCCUACCUGGAUCGGGAUUGCCCUGAGCAGCUGUUGCAUUUGCUGGAGCUGGGGAGAGUGCCUCUGGAGCAGCAAGCACCUCCUUUGGUGAAGGUGACUCAUCACGUGACCUCUGCACUGACCACUCUUCGGUGUCGGGCUCUGAACUUCUACCCCCAGAACAUCACCAUAAGGUGGCUGAAGGACAAGCAGCCCCUGGAUGCCAAGGACGUUAAGCCAGAGGAUGUGUUGCCCAAUGGGGAUGGGACCUACCAGGCCUGGGUGGCCUUGGCCGUGCUCCCUGGGGAAGAGCAGAGAUACAGCUGCCAAGUGGAGCACCCAGGCCUGGAUCAGCCCCUCACUGCCACCUGGGAGCCCUCACUGUCUGGCACCCUGGUCACUGGAAUCCUCAGUGGGAUUGCUGUUUGCGUCAUCAUCUUCCUUAUUGGAAUUUUGUUCAGAAUCUUAAAGAGACGGCAGUCUUCAAGAGGAGCCGCUGUCAACUAUGCCUUAGCCGAAUGUGAAUGAAGGGCAGCCUGCAGACCCUUGUGGGGCAGAGACAGAACUCAAGGCUCAGGGCGCACGUGCCUUUAUGGUGUUCUUCAUGCUCAGGACGAUUGGAGCUAAGAAAUGGGAACUGUCUCAGGAACUAUCUGCUCUUAGCCUUCCUUCUUCCUUCUCAAAAAGUUCACCGUCUAGGUUUCUGAGUUCCUGCUUGUUAAAGGGCCCCAGCUGUGACUUCUGCCCCAGAAGCGGCUUUCCUGAAUCUCUGGCUACAUUUAGAACCUACGUUGAUUUCCUGCAUCACCUCAGACUUCGUACACCUACAUCAUCUCAUCUCCUAACUGUGGAACAAGGUUCCUUAAAUCUGGGGGAGGGGGGUGCUCGUGAUUCCUUUAAACCUCUGAGAAUAGCUUUGAACCUUCUCCUUAGGUCAUACACUCUAAUACCCCUAUCAGAAUUUGGCACACAGAUCCAGGCAAUUCCUGGACCCAUUCAAGUUUCCUUUUAACCCUCCCUCUGUUAUUGAGAACUCACUUGUCACCAAGCCCUGUGGUCUCUUCCGUCAGAAGGAGAUCUGGACUGUUGUACAGCCGUGAAGGCUGUGCCCUGCACAGCCCAAGGAGGUACAUUUUCCAGAAGAGGCAUCCUUUCCUGGAUGUUUGUGCCUAGUAGGAUAGUCUUCUCUAAAAUGGGUGAGAAGUGUCUUGGGGAAGGGUAUCGUUUUCUAAUUUGAGCAAAGGUGCCAUGUGGGAUUCCUUAGAUUGAUGACACCUGUACUUUUGCAAUACCUCUUCUGUAUGCCAGACUUGAAGUAGCACAGGAUUUGAUCUCCACUCACACCAUCUCCUUGUUCUGAUAAUGAAAACAAUAAUUAAGAUGAUGAUGAUAAUGAUAAGGUGACUGACAUUUAAAAAACUCUUAUGUGGUGCCAGUCUUAGUUCUCUGAGUGCCCAUUUACAUGCAUUAUAUCAUAUAGUUCUUACAAUAGUUCUUUGACAUCAGUACUAUUAUCCCCCCCCCCCUUUUUUAAGAUGAAGAAAGUGAAGUUUAAUAUAGAGUAUCUCAUAGCUUGCCAGGGACAGAGAUAGGUGUCAAACUCAGUCAGGCUGGCUCUUUGAUCCAGCUCCUUGCUCCUGCAUUCAGAUGAUUAGAUACUUGGACUAAGUGGGGAAAGAAGGAGAUGACUGCGGAGAUGGUUCUUCUCUUGUCUCAUUGUCUGUAUUCUCAGCGACUUUGAUUCAAGUACAGGGAAAAACAGCAGAAAACAAUCUCGGCCAUGCUUCCUCUCAAAGUUCCCAAGGGAAGAACCCUGGACUGUGACCGCUAACUUCUCCAUUGCCAUACUGGCCAGCUCUAUCUGGCAGCACUCAUGGGAUUGAGAUUGGGAGGUUCUGUGUUGGACCUCACAGAGUCCUGCUCCAAUCAGGGCCACUAGGGUGUAGGCAUUUUCCUCCAUAAACCAGAGCAACCACUCUCAUAUUAAAGCUGGAAAAAUAGAAAAAAAAAAAAAAAAUAUAUAUAUAUAUAUACACACACACCAGAUAACUCAUGUUUAUUUCAUGCUGCUGUGUACAACUGGUGGCAUAACUAUGUUCAAGGCUCUGUCUUGGAGGUUGGAGGGCAGAUGCCUCAGACCAAAUACAGCACAAAACUUUGUUUAGUAGGUACUAAAUUUGGGCACAAAGAUCUCAACUACUUAUUUUAAACUUUUCUUUUUUUCUGGUUAUGAAAGUUAAGUGGAUAAAAGUACAUAUAAUUUUUGCUUACUAUAGAAAAGUUUAAAAUGAGUUGAAACUAUGCUUCCAUUAGCCAAAGCUAACACUAUUAACAGUUUGUGUAUUUCUUCUCAGUAUUAUUGCUAUAUUAAAAUACAUAAAAUUAUCAAAUGCAUAGAUUUUAAUAAAUGCAUAAUUCAUUGUG